Molecule: messenger RNA, 2077 nt
Organism: Lingula anatina
Lineage: Eukaryota; Metazoa; Brachiopoda; Lingulata; Lingulida; Lingulidae
Molecular function (GO): glycosyltransferase activity
Source: RefSeq, a predicted model, not a curated record
UAUAGAACGCUAGAGCUCGAGGAACGAGUAAGCCGGCGAACUUGCAGUCAAUAUGGGGAAACACAUUAUAGUUGUCCAUGGGUACUUGCUUAGCGGGACAGGAUCGAAUAUCUACUCCUGUAACCUGGCGAUGCAGUGGAAGAAACAGGGCCACGCAAUUACUGUGUUCUGCCAAGACCCGCAGGCAGGAACCUACGAAUGGGUGGAUGAGUUUUUUACAUCUGAGGCAUCCUGGCCAAAAGAUCCACCAGCCCCAGGCAAAGUGCGAGUCCUGGUCCCCGAUAUAGCCGGCCUGUUACCAGUGUACGUUUAUGAUGAGUACGAGGGCUACACCGUGAAGACCAUUCCCAAUUGUACGGACGAAGAGAUUGAACGACAUAUCAGCAUGACAUCCAAAGCCAUACGCAAAGCUGUGGAUAUGUGGGGAUGCGAUAAGGUGCUGACAAACCAUGCUCUGCUGUCCCCUGUCAAUGCAAAGAGAGCUUUAGAAGGAACGGGCAUUCCUUUUGAUAUAAAGAUCCACGGCAGUGCCCUCAUUUUUGUCGUCGAUCCACACCCACAGUAUAAGAAAUAUGCCAUUGAAGCCAUCAAAAAGUGUAACAGGAUCAUCGCAGGAACACGCCAUACUGUGUCCCAGGUAAUGGGAUCUUUUGCUCAGGAAAAAGAUGACCUUGACCUUGAGAAGAAGCUAGUCAUUGUGCCACCUGGAAUGGAUCCAACCGUUUUCUCCCUGUGUAAAAGCAUUGACAGCAAUAUUACCGCAUUUCUGGAAGUAAUAGGAAAACAUAUUGCAAAAGAAGGGAACGGGCGUCGCGCAGCAGACAUCCAAUUUCCAAAAAUCUCCAACUCUUCAGAAAACAUCCAUCAAAAGCUUGUCGACCUGGGAAAGUCCUAUAACCAGAGAGUAGUUGAUGCAGAUCUUCCAACACGGUUGCCGAAAUUUGCAGCUGAUGAGCCUGUGAUCACAUAUUUUGGAAAGUUUCUCAAUACAAAAGGAGUUGGGGAGAUUCUCCUCUCUUUUCCUGCUAUAGUGAAAGCAGUGCCAAAAGCUCGUCUGCUGUUGAUUGGUUUUGGAACUUUCAGGGAACAUCUGGAGGCCAUGAUCCAUGGUCUGACUACAGGUGACAUCACUUUGUUCAAGGCUGCAGCUCACAGUAAGGAUGAGAAUGGAAAAACAUUCCUGGAUUCUAAUAUAGAUAUUGACAAAUACUUCAGAAAACUUGAACCAUCUGAAGCCAGUCGUAUCAUCGUGACCGGAUGCCUGAACCACAGUGAACUCGGUCUGAUCCUGCCACUGGCCUCUAUUGGUGUGGUUGCCUCCAAGGCCAGUGAAGCGUUUGGAAUGGUGGCAGUGGAAGCCAUGUCUGCUGGAGUCUUGCCUCUCUGUGUGUACCACUCAGGGUUAAUUGACGUACUUGACCAGACCAAGGAGAAGGAACCCGAGCUGGAAGCUCUUAUGCAUCUGGAGGUAGAAAGUGGAGGCGACUUUGGUGUAGCAGCGGGAGCAAGUUUUAUGGAGGCAUUCAAGCCAAAGGUUAUGAAAGCCCUCGCUCACUUGUAUCCAGCCACAGAUGAGGGGAAGAAAAAAUUGUCCGUCUCAGAGAAAAUUAGGGCAGUUGCUGAGGCCAUUUGGUCCUGGGACGGUAUUUGUCAGCGUCUGGUGGAGCUGUGAGAACCUGAAACUGAUGAAAAAAUAACCUUCCACAAGAGUGGUAUCGCAACUGUGUUGAUUUUUUAAAAAGGAGGUGAUGUUGACAAAAUUUGAAGUUGUGGAUUGUGUCCAUCUUUAGUAUUUACUUAACAAUAAUAAGAUUAAUGAUUUUUUUCCCAAAAGUAAUUUGGUAGUGUUUCUUUCAAAAGUCAGUCCCAUUACUUUGAAUAAUUAACAUAUUUUGGUAAUUAUCUGAAAGUGCUUAUUCUUGUGAGAAAGUCAAGUAUUAAUUAAGGAAAAUUAAGGUAUUUGAAAAUUUUGAACAAGUAUUGCAUGAAUGGGUGUUACCUAAAACUAAAAUAAUUUUGCCGUCUUUGUGAUAUUUUAUCAAUAUCUCUUUUGAAUACUUAAAGAUGCAUACAAAGU